AUGGCAUCAACGAAACCUGCCGGCCAAGCAGCAGUGCCUCGCAAAGGCAGCAACAACGCUAGCGUGACCAAGAGCCACCACAAGAAGAAGAAGAAGACGCCGCUGUCGUCGUCACCGUCGUCGUCCAAGGGCAACAGUCCCGGCAACGAGACCCCUGUGCCCGUCGAUCCGCGACCGGUGGAUCCGCCCCCUGUCUCUGGUGCAUGGGGCAAGCCCGACCCCUUGGCAACGAGCGUGCCGCCCCCAGGGUUUGCGUCCAGUCACGUCGUGGACUCGAUCCAUGCGAACUUUAGUGACGCCCACGUGCGCCUUCUCCGCCACCGCGCGCUGUUCACGUUCCGCUUCUUAGUCGGCAAAGCCGUCGAGCUGCGCCUCGUGGCGCCCGACGAGCGCUACGCCGGCAUCUUGGACUGCAUCGACCCCGACGACUUUUCCGUCGUGCUCAAGAACGCCCGGCGGCUCGCGAGCCCCCGCAGCAGCGCAGGCGCAAAGCCGUUUGCCGAUGGCAGUACAGUGGUCUUUCGGCGCCACCAGCUCGCGCAUGUGGUUGCAGACGGGGCGAUCGACGACGCCGACAGCUGCCGGUUCGCUGUUGCCUCAAGUGGCUCGUCUGCGGCGGCUGCGGCGGCUGGUGGCGCGUUCCGCACGGACACGGAAAUCAGCGGCACGUCACGAGAGCAUCUCAUUGGUCGACAGCUCGAAGCAGCGAGUUCCUGGCUCGACCCGGCGCUCGACACGGACGCGCUCGAGGACAGUGCGACGGCGUCGGCGCUCGGGGACGCGCGACAGAGCGCCGGGCCGCGCAAGACGGGCGCGUGGGACCAGUUUGAAGCCAACGAGAAGCUCUUUGGCGUCGUGUCGACGUACGACGAGUCGAUGUACACGACGACGUUGGACAAGUCGAAGAUCUCGAGCGCACAGGCGCGCGCGGCCGCGACGCUCGCGCAGGAAAUUGAGCAGCAGACGGCCGAAGGGAACUUUCACUUGCAGGAGGAGCGCGGACAGUGGGGACGGGGCGGACCGCGCGCGACGGACGUGGACGAAGAGACGCGGUACAGCUCUGUGGACCGCCGAGGCGCUCGGGCGGCACGUGGCGGCGGAAAUGUGUACGUGCCGCCAGCGCUGCGGCACGCGCAGCAUGCAGCGAGUGGCGACAAGUUGCACGACUUGACAGGUGCUGCAAAGGGUACUGGUGCAGUACCGACUGGUACGGCAAAGACAGUGGCGUCGUCAACUCCAGAGGCGGUGUCGUCUGCUCCUGCAGUCGCUGAUGCUGCAGUCGCUGUUGCUGCUGCUGCACCCAAACCACUUUCGUUCAGUGAGGCUGUUACGGGUCGAUCGGCACCCGCUCCGGCUCCUGCUGCAGCUCCUGCCACUGCCACUGCUGCAAGACGUGUGGCUGCGUCUGCGGGUGUCUCGAAGGACGAGCCAGAAGAGAAGAAAGAGAGUGCUGCUGAUUUGCAGAAUGCAGCAGUGUCGGCACAACAGGUGCACAACAAGGACAACAAGUCGGUUGCUGGCAAGUUGAAGGGGGCUGCUACAAAGAAGAAGGAUGUAGUCGGUGGAAAUGAAAAGAAGACAGAGACGAAGGCGGGUCAGAAGUCUGAGAGCAAACCAGUGUCCUCAUGCUCGACGCCGACGACUGUGACGACGACAUCGACCAGCACUACGACGACCGCACGUAAGGCAGCAAAAGAUGAGACAUCUAAGGCUGCAUCGAAGAAGGGGUUAAAUUUGAAUGCCAAGGAGUUCAGGCUGAGCGCCUCAGCAGCCGAGUUCACGCCCAGUUUUUCAGUGGCUCCGGUUAUGAGAGGAGGACAGGCGGUGUCGCCUUACCACCACGGCUCCCCAGGCACGAUGCCUUACCCGCAUCCUGCUAUGGGUUACCCACCGCCGAUGCAAGAGGAGUGGAUGUACGACGGCGCUAUGGGCGUAGAAGAAGGCGGUGAGAUGGGCAUGCCUCCGUAUAUGCAGGGUGGCUAUGCGAUGCCGAUGGGACCCAACGGAGUUCCUAUGAUGUACUCUCCGAUAAUGCCUCAGCAGAACAUGCGCAUGAUGGGCGGCCAACGCGGCAACUACGGCGGUUAUCAGCAGCAGGUAUACACCCCUCGGGGGUACUGCUCGCCGCCAAAUGGUGGCAUUCCUGGAGCUGGCGUACCAUUUGCCGGCGGGUCUAGCAUGCCUGGAGGUACAGGUCCUCAACCCCCUCUUCCUCCGUCGUCUAGUAGUGGCAACGCUCCCAGCGAAGCUUCUACUGCUGGUGCUCCAGCUCCCGCCGCGUCUGCGAUGAACUCAGAAGUACAUCCUGCUGUUGCGAGGUCAAAGCAGGUGCCGUCAGCUUCCAAGAAAAAGUAG
This is a messenger RNA of Hyaloperonospora brassicae, 2355 nucleotides long. NCBI's taxonomy places the organism in Eukaryota, Oomycota, Peronosporomycetes, Peronosporales, Peronosporaceae. The record is from the annotation of a GenBank genome assembly.